AUGCAUACUCAACACGAUAACCAAGACAUUCUCCAAGGUGCCGACUUGACAAAAAGUCCACCAAAAAGCAACCUCUCAACCACCAAUAAAGCUCACUCAAGCCCCAACGACCUCAUCUUCACACGCAUCGGCCCCUGGCGCAUUAACACGGAAAUCACAACCAAACACCAAAGCGAAAGCCCACUAUAUUCCAUCGAAAUUACCGGUCUCUUCAGCGACAACACCGAAAUCACCAUGUACAAUGGAUCCAAAAAGGAGGACCGUGUCCUCGGUCGCUGUCGCUUCAACAAGUUCCGCACAUCCGAGAUGCAAAUAGUUUCUCAUGGGGGUGCCUCGUCACGCAUGGUCUGGAUCAAGCAUCACGAUUCUUAUCGGUGGUCUGUCCCGAAAACGUCUCGAGCUGGCGAAAAGACCGACGUGACGGACGAGAAAUACUUUCUAUGGAAAACGACCGAAUUCCCGGCGUCUCCUUCGGGUAAUCGGGUGUACCAAAAUCUGGAGCUUUGCGAUAUGGACACUUCUACCGUCUACGCUGCCUAUUCCGGGGCUGCACCGGGUACUAAGAGUGGUGGGCAUCUGCUUCUGAGAGAGGAUAUGGGAGAUGAGAUGAUCACGAUGGUUGUAUUGACGGUGUGUGGUUUGAUCGAAAAGGAAAGGCAGAAGAGGGCGAGAAAGGGGAACUACACGAUUGGCAUGUUGGCCUAUUAG
Molecule: messenger RNA, 708 nt
Organism: Penicillium brasilianum
Lineage: Eukaryota; Fungi; Ascomycota; Eurotiomycetes; Eurotiales; Aspergillaceae
Source: the annotation of a GenBank genome assembly